AGAUGAUUUACACAAUGAAGAAAGUACAUGCACUUUGGGUUUCCAUAUGCCUGAUGCUUAAUCUUGCCCCUGCUCCUCUUAAUGCUGAUUCUGAGGAAGAUGAAGAAUACACAAUUAUCACAGAUACUGAGUUGCCACCACUGAAACUUAUGCAUUCAUUUUGUGCAUUCAAGCCAGAUGAUGGCCCAUGUAAAGCAAUCAUGAAGAGAUUUUUCUUCAAUAUUUUCACUCGACAGUGUGAAGAAUUUAUAUAUGGGGGAUGUGGAGGAAAUCAGAAUCGAUUUGAAAGUAUGGAAGAGUGCAAAAAAGUGUGUACAAGAGAUAAUGUAAACAGGAUUAUACAGACGGCAUUGCAACAAGAAAAGCCAGAUUUCUGCUUUUUGGAAGAAGAUCCUGGAAUAUGUCGAGGUUAUAUUACCAGGUAUUUUUAUAACAAUCAGUCAAAACAGUGUGAACGUUUCAAGUAUGGUGGAUGCCUGGGCAAUAUGAACAAUUUUGAGACACUGGAAGAAUGCAAGAACACCUGUGAAGAUGGUUUGAAUGGUUUCCAGGUGGAUAAUUAUGGAACCCAGCUCAAUGCUGUGAAUAACUCCCAGACUCCACAAUCAACCAAGGUUCCCAGCUUUUUUGAAUUUCACGGUCCCUCAUGGUGUCUCGCUCCAGCAGACAGAGGAUUGUGUCGUGCCAAUGAGAACAGAUUCUACUACAAUUCAGUCAUUGGGAAAUGCCGCCCAUUUAAGUACAGUGGAUGUGGGGGAAAUGAAAACAAUUUUACUUCUAAAAGAGAAUGUCUGAGGGCAUGUAAAAAAGGUUUCAUCCAAAGAAUAUCAAAAGGAGGCCUAAUUAAAACCAAAAGAAAAAGAAAGAAGCAGAGAGUGAAAAUAGCAUAUGAAGAAGUUUUUGUUAAAAAUAUGUGAAUUCGUUAU
Macaca mulatta (Rhesus monkey) is the source of this 926-nucleotide messenger RNA. It is a transcript of the gene TFPI, whose product is annotated as tissue factor pathway inhibitor. The record is from RefSeq and is marked provisional. Gene Ontology annotation, molecular function: serine-type endopeptidase inhibitor activity. Gene Ontology annotation, cellular component: extracellular region. NCBI's taxonomy places the organism in Eukaryota, Metazoa, Chordata, Mammalia, Primates, Cercopithecidae. Gene Ontology annotation, biological process: negative regulation of peptidase activity.